Molecule: messenger RNA, 1740 nt
Organism: Oldenlandia corymbosa var. corymbosa
Lineage: Eukaryota; Viridiplantae; Streptophyta; Magnoliopsida; Gentianales; Rubiaceae
Source: the annotation of a GenBank genome assembly
AUGGAGGAUGGAUAUGAUCAGAGCAAGAAAUGGAGGAUGGAUAUGACCAGCCCAAACAACAUGGUGAAUGUCAAGAUGGUGAUAUGCGCACUUUGUUUGGUGGGCUUUGUUCUGUUUUCUUCUGUAUUAAUAAAGGAUCGAUCAAAAAAUGAGAUCAUCAGGAUUGAUCGAGAUUUCAAGCCUAUUAAGAAAGAUAAUCAAGAAGAAAAUCGCAGUCGGCUAGUUGAGUUUCAACAGGAUAAGUAUCUUCGUGGCCUAAUUGCCCAAGGAUUCGAUGAGGAAUCUUGUGUCAGUAGAUAUCAGUCCCUCUGGAAAAACAAAGGGCCACAAGCACAUCAACCUUCUCCCCAUCUCAUCUCUAAACUAAGAAACUAUGAAGCACUGCAUCGACAAUGCGGGCCUAACACGGAAUCCUUCAAAAAAGCCUCAGAAUAUCUUAACUCUAGCAUUCACAACAAAACCAGUAAUCACAGCAGUUCUUCAGAUUGUAGUUAUGUCAUCUGGACAGCCUGUGACGGUUUAGGAAACCGGAUGAUGACUUUGGUUUCUGCUUUCCUUUAUGCACUUCUGACACAGAAAAUUCUCCUGGUGGAACCUAAAAGUAACAUUUCCAGCCUUUUCUGCGAACCAUUCCCUGGUACUACAUGGCAGAUUCCAUCUAGUUUUCCAUCAAUCAUUAAGAACUUCGGUAAGGACUCUCCCCAGACCUAUGAUUAUAUCCUUAAGUGGCAAAAACCCGAGCCAAUGAUUCCGCCCUAUGCUUAUAUGUACUUAGCCCAUGACUACACCGACAAAGAUAAGCGCUUCUUCUGUGAUGAGGAUCAGACAUUUAUCCAAAAAGUACCCUGGAUCAUCAUAAAAUCAAACCUGUAUUUUGUUCCUUCACUUUUCCUGAUGCCAUCUUUUCAAAAUGAACUCAACAACCUGUUUCCAGAGAAAGAAACUGUUUUCCAUUUCUUGGGCCGGUAUUUAUUUCAUCCAACAAAUUCUGUUUGGAGUUCUAUCACCACAUACUACUGGGCUCACCUGGCAAGAGCAGAUGAAAAGAUUGGCAUCCAAAUCCGAACCUUUGAAAUCAAAAGUGAUCCUUUUGAUAAACUUUUACAUCAGAUUCUAACUUGUGUCAUCAGUGAGAAUGACCUAUUACCAAAAAUCAACGGGAUGAUCAGAAAACCCGAAAAUCAUGAAUCGGCAAAAUCCAACAGGACCAAAGCUGUCCUGAUGACAUCACUUGACGCUAGAUACUCCGAUGCAAUCAAAAUGAUGUACAAGCUCCAUUCAACUCAGACAGGGGAAAUCAUUCGGGUUUUCCAGCCAAGCAACGAGACGAAACAGAGAUUUUCAAAUCAGGCUCACGAUAGGAAAGCCCUGGCAGAGAUGUAUCUACUAAGCUUGGCGGAUAAACUGGUUACGAGUUCGAAAUCAACUUUCGGUUAUGUUGCUCAAAGCCUGGGGGGAUUGAAGCCAUGGAUUCUUUACAGUCGUCCACAUGAAUAUAACGCCACGAAUUCAGGUUGUCAGCGCGCUCUGUCUAUGGAACCCUGUUUCCACGUUCCGCCAACCUUGGAUUGCGAAACUGGUAAAAGGGUCGAUAAAGGUAAAAUUGUUGGUUGUGUAAGGCACUGCGAGGACAUGAACAGGACUUCAGGUCUUAAACUUUAUGAUGAAAGAUGAAGACUACCUGACCAUUUUCGUGAUCAAGUUCCUUGAAUACAUUAGAAUUACGUAUUCUCUCCGUCC